Molecule: messenger RNA, 480 nt
Organism: Saprolegnia parasitica CBS 223.65
Lineage: Eukaryota; Oomycota; Saprolegniomycetes; Saprolegniales; Saprolegniaceae
Exons: 1
Coding region: 13-480 (155 amino acids)
Biological process (GO): regulation of DNA-templated transcription
Molecular function (GO): DNA-binding transcription factor activity; sequence-specific DNA binding
Source: RefSeq, a predicted model, not a curated record
UGCCGCCCACGCAUGAAGUCGUCGAGCCCGAGCCCGCUGCCCAAGAGCCACGGCGUCCCGACGUUUGUGCAGAGCUUGUACACGAUGCUCGCGGUCGAGGACCCGGCGGUGCUCGCCUGGACUGGCGACGGCCUUGCAUUCGAGAUCCGCGACCAAGACAAGCUCGCGACGUCGAUCUUGCCGCGCUACUUUCGCCACGCCAAGUACCCGUCCUUCCAGCGCCAGCUCAACUACUUUGGCUUCCGCAAGUGGUCCAAGCAAAAGGCCGCCGUGUGCACGUAUGGCUGCCCGUUCUUCACGCGCGACGCGCCGCAGCUCCUUCCGCACGUCUCGCGGCGACCACGCCAGGCGCCAUCAAUGGCCAUGGAGAAGCAACAACACGGACUGUCGUCGCCCACGAUGGAGCUGCCGCCCACUGACGGCCUCACGACGUUCCUCGACGUGGACAUGGACGACCUCUGCUGGAUACUGACCGAGUAA